AUGUCGGAAUAUUUACAUCUCAUCAAAGAAUUGGCUUUCUUUCUCAUAGCCUUGAGAGUAGUAUCCUACAUCUUCAAGUAUCGUAAACGUGCUGUUGGAACCAGCGAGCGAAAAGACGUGUAUCACGAUCUACCUGGAUGGCCACUCAUCGGUCAACUACCAGAGGUAAUCUUGAAUAGACGAUGUAUCAUAGAGUGGGGUGCAAGAAUCACACGCGUCUAUGGCGCUGGGGCGGCCCUCACUCUUCCUGGAACAAGGCUUAUUCAGAUAAGUCGACCUGAAUGGAUUGAGUAUGUUCAGAAAACUAAUUUCAGCAACUAUGUCAAAGGAAACCUCUUCCAAGAUGUCAUGUCCCCUGUCUUUGGACAAGGAAUUUUUGUCACUGAUGGAGCGGCUUGGAAGGCUACCCGGCAGACCAAGACGAGGAUUUUCAACGCUCGAAAUUUCAAAACGAUUGUCACUCCUGCGAUGCAUGAAACGUUGCGCUCGUUCAAUGGCUUCUUGGAUCUCAAGGUCAGAGAGGGUGCAAUUGUGAAAAUGGACGAUGUGUUCCAUCGAUUCACCCUGGAAUCAUUUGUGAAAAUGAUGUUUGGACGUGAAAUUGGCGCACUUAGCGUUCUCAAGGCCGAGAACGAAGCAGAUCCAUUUGUCAAUGCGUUUGACUACGUUCAAAGGCAACUUGACAUUGGAAUGGUCCUUGGCGCCUUUUCUACUAAGCUCGCUAAAAUCUUGGCUAGGCUUCCUAAGAUGAAGGCGGCUCGUCAAAUCAUUGACAGUUACGCCUAUGACCUCAUUGAUGCUCGUUUGAACGCCGGUCCUCAAAUCGAAUCACCCGCAGAUUUACUUGGUCUCUUCAUGCAAUCCAAUGAUGAGAAAGGGUUUUCUUUAAGUCGAGAUGAAUUGAAGGACGCGGCUAUCAACUUCAUUAUUGCUGGAAGUUCUGCCACCUCUUACUCUUCAAGGGAUACUACUGCCCAAGCUCUUUCCUGGACUUUAUUCCAUCUCAUCCAACGGCCCGCACUCGUGGCUUCAAUGCGAGUAGAGAUCGAAGGAAUUUUACCUGAAGACGAUGCGUUGGUUGAUUAUGAAAAUUAUAAACAAUUCAUCAAUGUUCUCAGCGUCUUUUAUGAAGGUUUAAGACUUCACCCGAGCGUUCCCAAGGCAAAGACGCCUUUCUAUAGAAGUCUUGUAAAUCUCAGAUUUGCUGUAGAUCACGAUAAGCUACCGGAUGGUCCCAUUGUUCAACCAAAUGAUUACCUGUACUGGAGUGACUGGCAAAUGGCGCGUGAUCCAAGCAUAUGGGGUGACGAUUGCGCCGAAUUUAAGCCAUCGCGUUGGAUUGACGAGGCAGGCAAACUGAAACAAUACAGCCAAUGGAAAUUCCAUGCUUUCAAUGGUGGGCCAAGAAUAUGUUUGGGAAUGCAUCUGGCUACAUUAGAAGCAGUGGCUGUGAUCGUUGAGAUUGUGCGACGCUAUGACAUGGCAUUUGCCCCAGGAUGGCUGGCUAGUGUACCAAAGAUUGCCAAGAUCACUCAAGAAUCGACCGAAGAAACACCGAGAUAUGGCUCGUCUCUGACUUUACCAAUGGCACAACCCAUGCAAGUGAUCCUGACCCGAAGAAAGGUUUCAUGA
Messenger RNA from Melampsora larici-populina 98AG31, 1632 nucleotides. Its product is annotated as cytochrome P450 monooxygenase. The record is from RefSeq and is a predicted model, not a curated record. NCBI's taxonomy places the organism in Eukaryota, Fungi, Basidiomycota, Pucciniomycetes, Pucciniales, Melampsoraceae. The transcript has 16 exons. The coding region runs from base 1 to 1632 and encodes 543 amino acids. Gene Ontology annotation, molecular function: heme binding; iron ion binding; monooxygenase activity.